AUGACGCUGAUCAAAUUGACUGUUAGACGCCACUGCAUUCUCAUGAUUCGUCUGCGGAUCAAGUUCUCAUGCCUCCAAGAUUUAUCCUGCUUUACACUGAACAUGUCUGCUUUAUCAGUCUUAUAUGAACUCCUUAGAGAAUCUUGCAUGCCGUUAUCAUAUCUCCUCGAUUCUGUCUUUCUUCAGGUGUGGAUCCGUUCUACCUUCAAGAAACACCUGCGCCCUAAGAAGAAGCCUAAAGUAGAGAGAAAAAAGUCGGCUAAUUGGCGAAGAAUCUCCAAGAAGAACGGUUCCGAACCCCCGCUAAUCACAGCCCUUUCUUCUUUAGCAGUUAUGCACGGUGACUUCGAGACAGAUGAAGAGGACUUCGGGGUCACGGAUGACGCUGGGGACCCCAUCACCAACAGCAGGGAGCAGGGGGAUUUGAUGUGUGAGGAUGUCAUCACGCAGGAGGAACUGGACAUGUUGGAUUCUCAAGUCAACCCCUUCAACUACAGUGAGCGCGUCUCGCAGACCACCAGACGCAAACUCCAGAACACAGGAGUGCAGACAGAUCCGCCUCCCGGAACCUCCUACUCGGGAAAUGUAGGGUUCAGCGUUAUCUAUGAUGCCUAUCAGAGAGACUACGACUUCAAGCUACUGAACAAACAAAAGGAGUUGGAUAAGGAGCAAGGAAAUGAUACCGUGGUGGGAGAUAAUCAAAGAAGCAUAUACCUGACCCUAGAGACGCAGCCAACCCAGUCAUCGUCUGAUGCGCCGGAAAAGGUCUCCUUCAACAUACCGGGACUCCAUCUUGCUACCGUCGUUGUCGAGAGGAUGGUCAGCCAAAAUAUCUUCGAUGAUAUCAUACAAGAUUUCAUGUACUGGGAGGACGGCGGGGACGAGUACCAUCCCCUGGAGGGGUCGCUCCUGCCUCUCUGGAAGUUCACUACAGACGACACGCGCUCUCUAAUCGUCUCUGAUGUGUGCUGGAGCCCUGUGUACGCUGACCUAUUUUCCGUCUCCUACACCACUGGUCAGUAG
This is a messenger RNA of Procambarus clarkii (red swamp crayfish), 1023 nucleotides long. Lineage: Eukaryota; Metazoa; Arthropoda; Malacostraca; Decapoda; Cambaridae. The record is from RefSeq and is a predicted model, not a curated record.